Messenger RNA from Clupea harengus (Atlantic herring), 3673 nucleotides. It is a transcript of the gene kazald3, whose product is annotated as Kazal-type serine peptidase inhibitor domain 3. Lineage: Eukaryota; Metazoa; Chordata; Actinopteri; Clupeiformes; Clupeidae. Gene Ontology annotation, molecular function: insulin-like growth factor binding. Gene Ontology annotation, cellular component: extracellular region. The record is from RefSeq and is a predicted model, not a curated record. Gene Ontology annotation, biological process: regulation of signal transduction; regulation of cell growth.
GAGAGGAGCACAUAUUUCCAUGUGUAAACAAUGUCUUGCAAUACAAAGAUUUUGCCAGCAGAUGUCAGUGUUAGAAUACAUCUGGUAAAUACUUAUCAGCAGAUGACCAUUAUAGUGCUGUAGGAGUAGGGGUGGGAAUUGCCACAGAGGCAACGAUAUGAUACUACCACGAUAUUUUGGCCACGAUACUAUGUUAUUGAAAAUCUUCACAUUUUAUGAUACAGCAAAUAUUGUUAUUUGAUUUGGCCAUAUAUUGCUUUUUAUUUAUCCCAAGUAUUACGUUUUGUAUACUAGCAGUGUCUGCAGUCAUCUGGUAAAUGUACUCGACUCUGAUUUUCUUACCUCUUUUUGCUGUGACACAAGAAGAAUGAGAUAUUAUGUCAUCUUCGGGACUUCAGAAGCAAUGUUAUCAAAGUAGAUGUAUGUACCAAAAUACAAUUUAAAUUAUAAUAUUAAUUGAAUAAAAAUCGCAAUACUUGACCCCACAAUAUUGUGCCGAAAAAUAUCACGAUACUACACUGUAUGGAUUUUUUCUCCGUCCUCUAUAUAGGAGACAUACAAAUAGGAGACUACUAUAUCAUAUAAAGGAAUUUGCUGCAGAAGUGCAUUCAAACCAAACCACAUUUCUUUCUCUUAUCUCUGAUUAGUUAUUUUGUCAAAUCCCAGAAGAGUCUAUGAUGAGAGUUGAGGCUCGAUUUAACCUAUCAGUGCGCAAUCAUGCAUUUGCAAUUCGGUCAGCAGGUAGCCUGCCUACUUGGUCCAAGAUAAUUUCUCACGGCUCUGAUCUUGGGCUAAUUGAUUUAAAUGCCUGUACUGCAUAGCUUGCUAAAUCAAGCAUUUCAGAAGCCUGUCCGUGGACAUUGGUGGACAUUCUUUUUUCACAGACACGCAUUUAAAUUCUUCAGUCCAGACUGGGCCACGACACUGGAGUACAAAAGAAAAUACACUUUACAAGCACGUUUGUAAACUACAGAUCCACAAGACAACAUUAUUUGAUUUUGUCUCAGAUUUUCUAAGUCUAUGUUAAGUUGUCUGACAUGAUUGGAAUGUUUCACACAAGGUCUUAAUUGACUUGUUAAAAUGAAUCAGUCGCGUUUUUUUGUCUUCUUUCUUAGCGCAACAGAUGCUUGAGGAAGCUGUUACCAAUCACUCAAGGUAGACCGACAAGACAUUACCGGGGGGAAGGGGGGAAUGUCAGGAGGAGAGACGGGGCGGACUUCAAAGACAGUAGCGCUCUGCUACAAACCGGAUCUCUCUCUCUCUCCCUGAGAAUGAUAUUUUGGAUUACAUUAGGCUACCGUACUGAAGUAGAACGCUUGCUGUUUACCAAUCCAUGCAAACGUAGUUUUGUAGUAUUUUAGGUGAAAGAAAGAAAAAUUGAAGCCCCUCUCGGCGCGCGUUAAAACUGGAGGUGGUUUUACAUUGCUGUCAGAUGUCCAAGUUUGUUUUGACACGGAUUCCUGAACCGUACUUAACUUGACGUUAUGUAGCCAGAUAAUUAGAGAAGCAGCAACGUCUGUAAUUUAGUCUAAAUUGCAUAGACCAAGCUUUCUGUGUGUCACUGGUCGUCUAGACUCUUCCAUAAUGUCAUGGGCUAAAAUGAUAUUGGCAUUAAUUGCCGUCAGCAUCGGAAUAUGUCACAGCUUUCCAAAUUACAAAUACGAGGAUAUUGACGAGGAUCUCGCCACCUUUGAUUAUUAUCGAGCCAUGGUUGAAAUGGAUGAGAGGAAUUCUACAGACUGUGACGAGUGUGUACCACAGCUUUGUCCGCAGACAGCUGGCUGUCGAGCGGGUGUUGUUCUGGAUAGCUGCAACUGUUGCUUGGAAUGUGGGAACCUUGAGGGCCAAACGUGUGAUCUGGAUGACAGAAAUGUGUACUACGGUUUGUGCGGUUCUGACCUCGAGUGCAAGCUCGACUCGGCGGAGCCGGUGGAUGGCGAGGCACCGGAGCCGCAGUGUGUGUGUGGAUCGCAAGAGCCCUUGUGCGGUUCGGACGGAAAGAUUUACAUGAAUAUUUGCAAAUACAAAGAAGCUAAGUUUUCUGACCCGACGCUCAACGUAACCACAGGCCCUUGCAAAACAGUCCCUACCAUCAAGGUACCACCACACAACCAUGUGAACGUGACGGGAAGCAGCAUGGCGCUCCUGUGCGAGGUCUUUGCCUAUCCCAUGGCCCUGGUGGAGUGGAAGAAGGACGGCCGGGAUGUCAUCCUUCCUGGAGAUGACCCGCACAUCUCUGUCCAGUCUCGCGGAGGCCCCCAGAAGUACGAGCUGUCCAGCUGGCUCCAGAUCGAGGAGGCCACUCAGAUGGACUCGGGCACCUACCGCUGUGUGGCCCGUAACGAGCUCGGCAGCGUCUCUGCCUCAGCCAUUUUAGGGGUCCUGCCCCCAGAUGAAAUGUCUACUUACGUGGACAACAUGAAAGAGAUGCUGGGAUACGAGGUGUCAAAAGACUACGGUGAAGACUAUUACUGAGAUAAAAGAACAGUCAAAAAUCAAAAAACGCUUUCAAAUGAAGAUGUUCCCCAGUGGAAGUACAGAGAAACUUGUUGGUUUAUCAACAGAACAAUCAUCAACAAUGCAGGGCUUGCCUCUUCCAAGACCAUCUGAUCUAAGCACUGAGGGCUCACACAAGUCAUACUAAGCAUACCAUCUGGAAUAAGGUUUUUUUUAUUUUCAUUUUUCAUUUUGUUUUAUGUAUGUGUAUAACUAUGAAGAAUGGCUCGCCGCAGGGAGGAAAGCUUUCUGAGAAGUGCCACGGUCAGCGUGUGUCCCACAAGGACAGCAACGCAAACGUUUGAUGAUGGCACGGACUGGUGGUGGCAGAGCCCUUGGCACACACACACACACACACACACACACACACACACACACACACACACACACACACACACACACACACACACACACACACACACACACACACACACACAAACAGAGACACACAAUCUGUGUGGCGCCCGGCGUAUGCAAGUGCUAGGGCAGCUGUGUCUCAACACCCGCGGCGAUGAAAGCCUCCAUUGUUUUACAGGCUGCCUCCAUCACAGUCCCCUUUUCUGACCGACUAUAAAACACGGACUUCUUCAGAACUGUGAACCUUUCUAGCACAUUCCAAGUGAUGGGACAAGAAGAAGAAGAAAGAACCCCUGCUGUCUUCUAUGUUAUUAUUAUUACUAUUAUAAUGUUUUUCAAUUUCUGUCCUUAGAACAACGUUUGGCUAUCUGUUUCAGCCCCCCCUCUGUGCCUUAUGUUGGCAUAAUGUACAAAUGCCAUCUUGGAUUUAUUGAGGAAAACCUUAGUUCAUCCUUUUCCUCUUCCCCCAUUCCCGUUUCCCGGAGAGGAACGUAUUUCAAGCUCUGCGUUUAUAUAUUUUUCCACAUUUAUCCAUAUGUACUCCUGUUACACACUGAAUGUGUGAGUUUGUGCGUGUGUGUACAUGUUUUUUUUACAUGUGUGUAAGUGUGUCUGUGUGGAUUGCAGUGUGUGCGCUUAUGUGAAACACAUGUAUGUGAGAGUAUGGUUAUGUGUCUGUGUGUAUAUGUGUGUUUGUGUUUACAUGUGAUAAAGCACUCAAAUGGAAGAGUAGGCAAAAUGGUUGUUGUGUGUUUAUCUUUUGUGUGUGAUUGUGUUUGUUUGUCUAAGUCCCUCUCUCUAUCUCUCUUUCUGUAGUGUG